ACCAACAAAUCAUGCCGCCCUCACCCCUCCAACAGCGGCGUGCGCACAACACGCUCCUCUUCCAAAAGCUCCUCAAUUUACGAGAGGGCGCCAGUCCCUUCACCCUGGUGCUCGAUACGCUGGAGCAAAGCGGGGCGCCGCUCAUCGCCGAGUUCGUCAGGCGGGCCAAGGUGUCGAAGAGCAAGAUCAUUUUCGUAUCCUUCUCUACAUUGCGCAAGAAAACCCCUUUCCAAACUGAUCUCUUCAUCUCCGCGCGUGGCAAACCGCUGGCUGCGCUCCGCUCCGCCAUCGUUUCCCACAUCCCGCCCCCUGCCUCCAGCGCCGCGGCGGGCCCCCCUACAAGAAUCCUCAUCAUCAUAGACACCCUCAACCCUCUCAGCACAACCCAUCCCGCCCACCUCUCCCCCUUCCUCUCCAGCCUCCUCCUCGCCCCCCACAUCUCCCUCCUCGCAACCUACCACCUCGACAUCCCUAUCUCCCCUUCCCCCUACCAUCCAGACCCCCUCACCACCCUCACCUACCUCGCCACUGCCCUCCUCCGCCCUGAGCAGCUAGCCCACGUGCUCGCGCGAAAACGCGCCCGCGACCGUUCCCUCGCCGAGCCCAUCUUCGGCCUCUCCGAACACCGCGAGGGCGCCCUCGUCUCGCUCUCUAAACCCGGGGAGCGCGGGCUCGUCGUCGUGAUGGAAGUGCGCCGGAAGAGCGGCCGCGGCGUGCGCGAGGUCUUCGUCUUCUCGCCAACCACUAACAUCACGUUGCUGGAUGAUCAUCCGGCGUAUGCGCUUCCGGAGACGGGGAAGCCCGAGGAGGAGGAGGGAGAGCAGGAGGUCCAGACUACGUUUAAUUUGGGAUUGACCGAGAAGCAGAGGAGGGAUAGGGAGGCGGUCGUCUUGCCGUAUUUUGAUGCCCAGAAGGAUGGGGGUGGCAUGGGGCCCGGUGAGGGUGGGAGGAUUCUGUAUGAGAUGGGGGUGGAGGAUAGGGAGGACUUUGAUGACGAGGAGGAUGAGAUCUAGUGCAGUAGCAUGAGCCCGUGAUUGUUGGGACUAGGGAUAGCUUUUGAUAUCAGAUAAAGCAUAGUGAAUUCUUAUCUCUUG
Amorphotheca resinae ATCC 22711 is the source of this 1094-nucleotide messenger RNA. RefSeq lists its product as hypothetical. The transcript has 3 exons. Gene Ontology annotation, biological process: tRNA wobble uridine modification. The record is from RefSeq and is a predicted model, not a curated record. Lineage: Eukaryota; Fungi; Ascomycota; Leotiomycetes; Helotiales; Amorphothecaceae. Gene Ontology annotation, molecular function: tRNA binding. Bases 12 to 1013 code for a protein of 333 amino acids. Gene Ontology annotation, cellular component: elongator holoenzyme complex; nucleus; cytosol.